AUGUCGGUAUCAGAUGAGGUUAAGACAUCUGCAGAACACCAUGAAGCCAUCCUUGAAGCCAAAGAGGCGGCCAACGAGGAGCGCCAGAUGACCUUACUCCAGGCUAUUCGUCUUUACCCCAAAGCUGUGUUCUGGUCAGUACUUCUUUCCACCUGCAUCAUAAUGGAGGGAUACGAUAUCGUUUUGAUGAAUUCGUUUUGGGCACAACCAGCCUUUUCCCGAAGAUAUGGCCAAUUCAACGCCGCUACCAGCUCUUAUCAAAUAUCUGCCACAUGGCAGAACGCGCUUGGCAACGCCGUCACAGUCGGCGCAAUUAUCGGAGCAUUCGCUAACGGCUGGUUCGUCCACCGGUAUGGAUAUCGUCCAGUUCUGUUGGUGUCACUUCUAUCAAUCUGUGGAUUUGUUUUCAUAUCUUUCUUCGCACCCAACGCACCGGUACUGCUCGUCGGUCAAUUCCUUUGCGGUAUACCUUGGGGCGUUUUCGCUACUACGGCUCCGGCUUAUGCUAGCGAAGUCUGUCCAACAGUCCUACGCGGCUACCUCACUGUCUAUGUCAAUCUCUGCUGGGCCCUUGGGCAACUUAUCUCGGCUGGCGUGCAAUCAGCAUUUGCCAACAACGAUACACAGUGGGCAUACCGCAUCCCCUUCGCUAUUCAGUGGGCCUGGCCCAUCCCUCUUUUUGCGAUUCUCUCCUUGGCACCUGAGUCUCCCUGGUUCCAUGUCCGCACUGGAGACCUUGGCAAAGCCACCAGGAUGGUAGCACGCCUCUCCUCACCUUCGAAGCGCAAAGACGCCAGAAAGACGGUGGAAAUGAUGGUUCACACGAACGACCUGGAAAAGUCGCUCGAGGAAAACACAUCUUACGUGCAGUGUUUUAAAGGAAUCGAUCGGCGUCGUACUGAGAUUGCUUGCAUGGUUUUCGCCGCCCAACCGCUCUGCGGCUCUGCUAUGGGCGGUACUCCGACUUAUUUUUUCGUCCAGGCGGGUGUGCCACAGGCAAUCUCGUUCAAGAUGUCUGUUGGUGGACUUGGAAUAGCCUCGAUUGGAACCAUUGUGUCUUGGGUCCUCAUGAGCUACAUCGGUCGCCGAAAACUCUACCUCUGGGGCCUGGGCGGCCUUGCAGCAAUACUCUCCAUUGUCGGCUUCAUCAGUGUUGGCGCCAGCCGCUCGUCGGCUGGGAAUUAUUCUCAAGCUGCCAUGAUGAUCGUCUGGCUGUGUGUCUACUAUUUGACAGUUGGGCCGAUAUGUUAUGCGAUUGUGGGAGAGGUCUCUUCCACACGACUACGUGGCAAAAGCAUUUGCCUCGCCCGUGUCGUAUACUACGUCGCAAAGAUCAUAUCAGAUGUUAUCAACCCCUACAUGUUGAAUCCUACCGCAGGCAACUGGAAGGGAAAAACAGCUCUAUUCUGGAGUGGUUGCGCAUUCUUGUUUUUCAUUUGGGCAUUCUUCCGGCUGCCUGAGACGAAAGGACGUACUUACGAAGAACUGGACAUCAUGUUCGCUGAAGGCAUUCCCGCAAGAGACUUCGCCGACCAGGUCGUGGAUGCGUACGCAGAGCAUGAUCAUGCUCAUGGUCGACGUAAAUAA
Messenger RNA from Paraphaeosphaeria sporulosa, 1587 nucleotides. RefSeq names its product MFS alpha-glucoside transporter-like protein. Gene Ontology annotation, molecular function: carbohydrate:proton symporter activity. The transcript has a single exon. The record is from RefSeq and is a predicted model, not a curated record. NCBI's taxonomy places the organism in Eukaryota, Fungi, Ascomycota, Dothideomycetes, Pleosporales, Didymosphaeriaceae. The coding region runs from base 1 to 1587 and encodes 528 amino acids. Gene Ontology annotation, cellular component: membrane. Gene Ontology annotation, biological process: carbohydrate transport; transmembrane transport.